Morus notabilis is the source of this 1504-nucleotide messenger RNA. Its product is annotated as presenilin-like protein At1g08700. The coding region runs from base 144 to 1418 and encodes 424 amino acids. The transcript is spliced from 2 exons. Gene Ontology annotation, cellular component: nucleus; membrane. Gene Ontology annotation, molecular function: aspartic endopeptidase activity, intramembrane cleaving. Lineage: Eukaryota; Viridiplantae; Streptophyta; Magnoliopsida; Rosales; Moraceae. The record is from RefSeq and is a predicted model, not a curated record. Gene Ontology annotation, biological process: protein processing.
CGACCCAUUACCCCCACCCCAAUCUCAAUUUCCCUUUCCUUUCCCCAAGCCGUAAAACUGAAAACUCCGGCCGAAACCAAAAUCAAAUGGGGCCUUAAUCCCACCGAUCGACCCACUGCUGGACGAAAUCUCAUAUCCGAACGAUGGAAUCCAGCAUCCUGGCGUCGAUCGGGUGCGAGAUCGUGGGCGUCAUGUCCCCAGUUUCCAUAUGCAUGCUCCUCGUCGUCCUCCUCGUCUACUCCCUCUCCUCCUCCUCCUCUUCCUCCGCCGCCACCCAAAUCCGUACAGCCGCCAACCUCGUAUACCUCGAAGACGCCUCCGACUCGGUCUCCCAAAAGCUCGAAGGCGCCCUCCUCAACGCCCUCGUCUUCGUCCUCCUCAUCACCCUCCUCACCUUCCUCCUCGUCCUCCUCUACUACUUCCGCUUCACCUCCUUUCUCAAGAACUACAUGCGCUUCUCCGCCUUCUUUGUCUUCGCCUCCAUGGGCGGCUCCAUUUUUCUCUCCCUAAUUCUCCACUUCUCCAUUCCCAUUGACUCCCUCACCUCCUUCCUCCUCCUCUUCAAUUUCUCCGUCGUCGGCGUCCUCUCGCUCUUCUCCGCCGGAUUCCCAAUCAUUUGGCGCCAAUCGUACAUGGUUUCUUUGGGGAUUUUUGUUGCCACUUGGUUCACCAGAUUGCCCGAGUGGACCACUUGGAGCUUGCUUGUGGCAUUGGCAUUGUAUGAUCUCGUCGCCGUUUUGGCCCCAGGCGGGCCGCUUAAGCUGCUGGUCGAGUUGGCGUCGAGCCGGGACGAGGAGCUCCCCGCGUUGGUUUAUGAGGCUCGCCCCACGGUGCCGAGAGAAGCGGAGAUUCGCGGGCCACCGUUGGGGCUGUUGGUCUCGGAUUCGGGCAACGUCGAGCUCCAGGCGAUGCCGCGAGACAGUGCCAGUCGCGAAAAUCUUGCCGCGGUUGAUGAAGAAGAUGACGAGGGGUCGCCGUUGGUGGGAAAUGGCGGCGAUCCUUCUUCGGAGUAUUCGACGGUGGUGGCACGGUCGUCGGAUGAGAAUGGAGAGAAUGCAAGUGGUGGUGGUGGUGGUGUUGCUGUGGAUGAGGAAAUGUCUCCUCUUGUGGAAGUCAUGGGAAUGGGGAAUGAGAGAGAGGCGACGAGUAGUAGAGGGAUAAAGCUUGGUUUAGGGGACUUCAUUUUCUACAGUGUGCUUGUGGGCAGGGCCGCAAUGUACGACCUCAUGACGGUGUACGCGUGUUACCUCGCGAUCAUCUCAGGACUUGGCUGCACUCUCAUUCUGUUGUCCGUGUACCGGAGAGCUCUGCCUGCGCUCCCGAUUUCGAUCGCACUGGGCGUGGUGUUCUACUUCUUGACAAGGUUGUUGAUGGAACCUUUUGUUGUUGGGACGGCCACAAACCUCUUGAUGUUUUGAUCCUAACAUUUUUCAUACGAGUACUGAUGUCGUUUGGUGAAUCUAAGAAGACGGAUUUUCCCAAAUCUGCAUUUUGUUUCUCGUUU